AUGGGCGGCUCUGAACUUUCGCUGCUGGAUGGAGUGUCGCACGCGCGAAAUGCGCCGCACGAUGCGCGAGAUGCUGCGCAUGACUUUGCUGGCGAGUGCCACGAGUCGCAGUGCUUAAAACGGGGGCCCGCCGGAGCGUUGGUCGCGAAGGAGUGCACGGUUUGCUUGAGUGACUUUAUCGAAAGGGAUUUGGUUCGCACUUUGCCCUGCGCGCAUCGGUUCCACGUCAGCUGCAUCGACCACUGGCUCGCCGACAGGACCACCUGCCCAGUAUGCCGGGUAGAUCUUUCUACGGCAGCGUCGGAUGUGACUGUCAACGACGUGACAACGGAGAGGCAGAUGACGGAGGCGAUUAACUCUGGUUCGCGAUCAGGAGCAGUGUCCCUUUCGGUGCCUUGUUUUUCCGUUUUCCAGUGCCUGAAAGUUUCAGGUUAG
This is a messenger RNA of Closterium sp. Naga37s-1, 435 nucleotides long. The record is from the annotation of a GenBank genome assembly. Lineage: Eukaryota; Viridiplantae; Streptophyta; Zygnematophyceae; Desmidiales; Closteriaceae.